Messenger RNA from Xiphophorus couchianus (Monterrey platyfish), 1613 nucleotides. RefSeq lists its product as uncharacterized. Gene Ontology annotation, molecular function: sialic acid binding. The record is from RefSeq and is a predicted model, not a curated record. NCBI's taxonomy places the organism in Eukaryota, Metazoa, Chordata, Actinopteri, Cyprinodontiformes, Poeciliidae. The coding region runs from base 112 to 963 and encodes 283 amino acids. Gene Ontology annotation, biological process: cell adhesion. The transcript is spliced from 8 exons. Gene Ontology annotation, cellular component: plasma membrane.
AUUACCUAACUGUGCAACAGAAAACCCACAACUGGAGUUUCCACACCAAUGCUUAGUAAGUAAGAGACCCAGAGAAACUACCUUCCCAACAGCAUCUGGGCCGUUUCCACUAUGCUGAUGCACAUUCUUUUUUAUCUCAGUCUAAUACGGAUACUGCUAUCACAAGACAUAGCAAAAGCUAAAGAAGACCCUCGCUGGAAGAUAUACUUGAAUCAGACCAUAAAUGCAACAAAAGGCUCAAAUAUAAUCAUAUUCUGCACUUUUGAAACUCCUCCAGAACAAAAAACAAACAUUAAAGUUUAUUGGAAAACAAAAGGGAGCAGUAGCUGCAGCAAGAAAGACAACGACAAGCUGGCAUUCGCGUUUCAUCCUAAUUCCUCUUGCAUAGAUCCACACUUCCAGAGUAGGACAAAACUAAUUGGAGAAGCCAGAGAUGGAAACUGCUCUCUACAAAUCAUCAAUAUUAUGAAAAGUGAACCAUCAAUCUACCUGCGAGUUUCUGGAUGGAACGUCAGCUACAGUUUCGUAAAGCACCAUGUGAACAUUAAGGUGGACGGACAGAAUUUAAGUUCCCUAAGUCACAGAGAUGAUCCCUCAAUUGAGUUUGAAACAACGAGAGCCAUGCCUGAUGUGCAUGACGAUGACAAAAAGCUGUAUCUGACCAUCUUUGUGCCACUUUUCGGACUUUUCAUCAUUGCUGCAGCUGGGAUAGUAGCUUACAAAAUGCACAAGAGGUCACACAUGAUGAACCGUCGGGAAUCUGGAUAUUAUGCAAACUUCAGACGGACAUUGUCAACCCCACGCAAAAGUGAACCAUUUUGUAAAACAUCAAAUGAAAUGCCUCCAGAUGCAAAAGUCAUUGAUGAACCUGUUUACUUAAAUCUGCAGACAUCAGCAAAUCAGAUGGACCAACAAGUGGAAACCGUAGAAAAUAUUUAUGGAAAUGUGGACUAUACAACUUAGAAAAAACAUCUGCUUUCAUCCUACAGUAUUGUAUUUAGCUUUCAAAUGCAUCUGUUCAAUAAGAAGGAUUAAAUGUGUCAACUAGAUUGAGAAGGAUGCUCUGGUUUGCAGCACAUGCAUGGAAACUCCAAAGUUUAAUGAAAAGGGAACUUUAUUCAGCAAUGUGACAAUUGCGGUUUGGCUAAGAGAUGAACGUUUCCACCUUCACUUGGCAAGGCUUCAAUAAUAAAAAAAAUCCAGAAUCUCACAAAUAUGAAAUGAGCUGACAACAUGAUGUGCUGUGUAGACUGUAAUAAAUUGUGUGGGUUUUCAAUGAGGAUUUUCAAGAAUCAAGAACUAAAGUCUGCCACCUGUCUCUUUGUUAACUAAAACAAACAAACCUCAGUAAUGUUUGUUUUUAAAUGGCAAUAAAAAUGCUAAUUUUACUGUCCAAUAUAUAGCACUGUGUACAUGGAGUUAUCUUCAUAUAAAAGAGAUUGUAACCUGAUGUAAACUAGUGUCAGUCAACAUGUUAAAAAUUACAUUUUUAUACAUUGCUUAUAAAAAUAUCAGUUUCGAAAAUUUAAGCAAAUUGUGACAGUUUGAAAUUUUGUAAUACAGCUACAAGAGAAGAAUAAAAGUAUAAAUAAAUAUAUACAAGGCAAAUUCAA